Messenger RNA from Asterias rubens (European starfish), 1792 nucleotides. RefSeq names its product quinone oxidoreductase-like. Gene Ontology annotation, molecular function: NADPH binding; mRNA 3'-UTR binding; quinone reductase (NADPH) activity. The record is from RefSeq and is a predicted model, not a curated record. The coding region runs from base 231 to 1226 and encodes 331 amino acids. The transcript has 9 exons. Gene Ontology annotation, cellular component: cytosol. Lineage: Eukaryota; Metazoa; Echinodermata; Asteroidea; Forcipulatida; Asteriidae.
GCUACGACCACGCGUGCGGGUGUGCAAAACUACUUUCUCCGUCAUUGGGUAAUAAUUUUACUCUUGCGAAAAAAAGCUAAGACCAACAGUUAAAUCUAGUCUGCUGAUGUUGGAAAAAAUCUGCGUCCUUUGUGGCAUUUCGUUUCUGGUUAUACUGGAGAUCAUGCAGUUUUCCCGAAGACUUUUUUGAGAGAACUUCAUUCACAAAUUCAAAAGAAACUUUCACCGCAAUGGAGACAUCGAGCAAAAUGAACGGCGUUGUUAUCGACGGAUACGGCGGUCCGGAGGUUCUCAAGCACCGGUCCGAUGUGGACGUUCCGACACUGGGAGCAAAACAGAUUCUGGUGAAGAUAAAGUCAGCAGGCAUCAAUUCGGUUGAGAGCAGAGUACGUCAGGGACUGUUCAUGACGAGCCUGUUUAAACCCCAGAGUAUUAUGGGCUUAGACGGCAGUGGAGUCGUGGAACAAGUCGGUGGUGAAGUCACCAAAUUCAAGCCUGGCGAUAGAGUUUACGUGCUCUGUGGACGCACAGGAACCUACGCAGAAUACACCCUAACCAAUGAAGAUAACUUGUACCCGCUUCACGAUAAGCUGAGCUUUAACGAGGGCGCUAUUAUUCCGAUUCCUUACUUCACAGCACACAGGGCCUUGGUCAAGAGGGCAAGAAUCGAGAAAGGAGAGUCAGUUCUUAUCCAAGGAGCGAGCGGACAGGUUGGUCUAGCAUGCAUUCAGAUAGCACGUGCUUUUGGAGCAACUACUAUCGUCGGCACAGCGGGUACACCAGAGGGACGAAACCUGGUAAUGAAGCAAGGCGCAGACUUCGCCAUUGACUACAGAGCGGAAGACUUCAAGGACCAGAUGAAGACUGCCUUUGCAGACAAGAACAUUGACGUCAUUAUCGAGAUGAACUGUGACACCAAUAUAGCACUGGAUAUGGACAUCAUUGGUCAAGGUGGUCGUAUUGUUAUUGUUGGAAAGAAAGGUGAGGCAAAAUGCGAUCCCUCCAGGCUGAUGUUCAAGGAAGCAUUGAUGAUGGGGAGUGGUCUCCGACUGGCAACUGAGGAGGACAGAGAACUGAUUGCUAGAGAUCUUUAUGCAGGCGCGGAGGAGGGAUGGUUGCGCCCUCACAUCAACAAAGUGUACCCCCUAGAAGAGGCUGGAACAGCCCAUUGGGAGAUGGAAAAUCAGCGAGGAGCUCUAGGAAAGAGCAUCAUUGCUGUGGAAUAAGCCCAGGUCAGGAUUCCGCGCCAACUUAUAUAACAGCAACUAUUUUUAAACUCAAGUUAUUGGGUAUUGUGUGUGUUCUUUCUCGGGUGUCAAACUACUGUCAUAAAAAUUUUUUUAUUUAUUGUUAGCGUCAAAGGCAAGCCGUAAUAUCUUUAGAAAAUGUCACGAGCCCCAACUGGAUGUCUGUUCCUGUGUACAUUGGUUCUGAGUCACUGAUUUGUCUUUUUUUAUCCAGUUUCUACGGUUUCUUUGUCUUGCCUUGUUUCUUUGUUUGUGUAUUAACAAAUUUGUGUUCUAGUUUUUUAGUAUAUUUAUUGCUACCGAGUGGAUUUCAUUCAACAAUUUUAAUAUUGAGGCUGCAAAUAAUUGUUCUUUUCUUUUGUAUAAUAUUGCAUGGUGAGGGGAAAGGGAGAUUUUUCAGACACUAGAUAGAGGCAAACGUACCUCGUCAUUUUUCAUAGUUUUUGCAAUGGGCAUUUUUUGAAAACCGUUGCUUAAAGCCAUUGGACACUUUCGGUAAACAGUAUUGUCCAAAGGCCCACACUUCGUGUAUCACAACUGAUAUA